Messenger RNA from Chenopodium quinoa (quinoa), 1748 nucleotides. RefSeq names its product protein LOW PSII ACCUMULATION 1, chloroplastic-like. The record is from RefSeq and is a predicted model, not a curated record. Gene Ontology annotation, cellular component: chloroplast. The transcript is spliced from 10 exons. Gene Ontology annotation, biological process: photosystem II oxygen evolving complex assembly. NCBI's taxonomy places the organism in Eukaryota, Viridiplantae, Streptophyta, Magnoliopsida, Caryophyllales, Amaranthaceae. The coding region runs from base 98 to 1441 and encodes 447 amino acids. Gene Ontology annotation, molecular function: protein binding.
GACUUGUGUUUAUGUAAAGGUGGAAAGCCAGGGCCAGGGGCCGUGGUUAAGCCUCACUUGGCGCCUUGCUUGUUGUUCACAAAUCAACCCCCAAAACAUGGCAGUGGCUUCACUUAUCCACCAAUACCAAAUCUUCUGCUACUCAAACCCAAAACCCCAUUUUCAUUCUUCAAUCAAAACAAGAACAACACAAUGGUGUCUCAACACCAUUCCCAACUCUUCAACUGCCCACAAAAUAGCUCGAUUCUCUUUCAUUUGUUGUACUUCUUCUUCUCCGCCGCCGGAUACGGCUUCGCAGACGCCGGAGUCAUGCGUCAAUUCUGGACUCUCUCUCUUUUCCAAAGGAAGGGUUAGAGAAGCUCUGAUACAAUUUGAUACAGCACUUAGCUUGAAUCCUAAUACUAUGGAAGCUCAAGCAGCACUUUACAAUAAAGCAUGCUGUCAUGCCUACAGGGGGGAGGGAAAGCUAGCUGCUGAGUGUUUGCGCACUGCUCUUAAAGAUUAUAACCUUAAAUUUGGGACCAUCCUCAAUGACCCAGACUUAGCCUCUUUCAGAGCUUUACCAGAAUUCAAGGAAUUACAAGAAGAGGCUAGACUUGGUGGUGAGGAUAUAGGCGAUAGUUUCAGGAGAGACCUCAAGCUCAUUAGUGAAGUACAAGCUCCAUUUCGCGGAAUCCGGAGAUUUUUUUAUAUAGCUUUUGCAGCAGCUGCAGGAAUUUCCACUUUUUUCACAUUACCCCGGUUGCUCCGAGCAAUUCAAGGAGGUGAAGGUGCUCCUGAUCUAUUAGAGACUGCUGGAAAUGGUGCUGUAAAUAUAGGAGGCAUUGUUAUUCUGGUGGCACUGUUUCUCUGGGAUAAUAAGAAAGAGGAGGAGCAGCUUGCACAAAUAUCUCGAGAUGAAACUCUAUCACGGUUACCUUUACGUCUUUCUACUAAUCGGGUUGUUGAGUUGGUGCAGCUACGGGACACUGCUAGACCGGUUAUUUUGGCUGGCAAGAGGGAGACUGUUUUCAUGGCAAUGCAAAAAGCUGAAAGGUUUAGGACUGAGCUUCUUAGAAGAGGUGUUCUUCUAAUUCCUGUCAUUUGGGGUGAGGUUGAGGCAGCUCCAGUAGAAAAGAAGGGCUUUGGGGGUUCUGCGAAGGCUGCUGCUGCUCUUCCCUCUAUUGGGGACGACUUUGAGAAACGAGCUCAGUCUAUAACUACAAAAUCCAAGUUGCAAGCUGAGAUACGAUUCAAGGCUGAGGCUGUGUCCCCUGCAGAAUGGGAAAGAUGGAUAAAGGACCAGCAAAAAUCAGAAGGAGUCACUCCUGGUGAGGAUGUGUACAUAAUACUACGCCUAGAUGGUCGGGUUCGCAGGUCAGGCAAGGGAAUGCCUGACUGGCAGCAAAUAAUACAAGAGCUUCCUGCUAUGGAUAAUUUGUUAAGCAAACUUGAAAAAUGAGCCAUGGUUAACAAAUUAGACAUGUGUGCAAUCCAGAAGAUUUUGAGAUCUCAAGUCUUUUGCCGCUCAACAUCCUGCAUUACAGUGUAGAUGAAGAUAUCUUAUACAAAGUAUAAUUUUCAUUUGUUUUACUUGUUGUGUACUUGUUUUGGCAUUUUGAUGUCAUGAUGUGCAGUUUUAGUUUUCUGUUGUAUAGCUAAAAAGCCAUUCCUGUAGGCUAUCAGAUGCUGUGGAUAUCGAUUUGAUUAUGAAUUCAGCACGAAAAUUGAGUUUAAGCCCUUACAAAUACAAUGUUUAUUCCACUGAA